This is a messenger RNA of Acanthosepion pharaonis, 1236 nucleotides long. Lineage: Eukaryota; Metazoa; Mollusca; Cephalopoda; Sepiida; Sepiidae. The record is from the annotation of a GenBank genome assembly.
AUGUUUUUUUUUCCAUUGCCUUUUUCAGAACCAGUCCUGCGGCAUUUAAAAUGCAGACAGUCAACUGACAUUAAUGGCCACAAGACUAGAAACCGUUUUCCACUCAUUAAAAAAUCAUCCACAUUUACAGCAGGUCUUACUGUCCCCUCAACAGUUCAGCUCUCCAAGCAGAAAAUUGUUGUUAAGAGAUUGAAAACAAAACUAAAUCUUCUCACUUUCCCUUCUUUCUCCUCAUUUGAGUCUCACUUUCCCUUACUUUCCCUUUCCCUCUCCUCCUUUGAGUCCCUCUUUUGUCUCUCUUCCCUCUCCUCUAUUGAGUCUCUCUUUCCCUUACCAUCCUCCUCUUUGAAUCUCCCUUUCCCUCUCAUCUUUGAUCCCCCUCCUCUCUUCUCUAUUGAGUCUCCCUGUCCCUUUCCCCAUUUGAAAGUCAACAAUAUUGCUGUCACCCCAAAUGCAACAAUGAACUCCAGAAAUUCUAAUGAAAUGGCUGACCUGACAAACAAAAACAGAGAGGAAAAGAUUUCAAAAACAAAGGAAUUUGAUGGGUUGCAAGAAAAAGAAGAGGAAAAGGAAAAUGAGGAAUGGACAUCAGAAAUUACAGCAGCAGUUGAAGACAAAGCAGAAGAUGCCAAAAAUAUUGGUUCCUGUAAUCAAAACCAAGACAAUUACCAAAAUCAUCUGACUGGAAAUAAUCUAAAGCCAUUAACAGCAACACCAUUGGAAAAUGUGCCUUCAUCUGAACAAGACAUUUUAAAGGAGACAUUUAAUAAACUUGAUUCAGAUAAGGAUGGUCACCUCCUCUACAGCCAGCUGAAAUCUUUGCUUCCAGAAAAGUUUUCAAUAAAUCAAGAAAAAUUCAUUAAAGAGGUUUAUAACAUAACAUCCCAGAGUACGUUUUUUGGAAUUUCUGAAUUUUGGGGAAUGACUCAGCUGACAAAAAAUAUUGAAUCCUUGAGUGGGCCAGCCUUGGAAGCAUAUAAUCUUUUGAAUUUUGAUACAUUAAAUGAUUCUAUUUCUGAAUAUUUGACAGAUUUUCAGUAUGCAGAUCCAAGUUUCAAAGGGAAUCUUUCCUUGGAUGCCUUGUGUGCCUUACUCUCAAAACAUACAAAACAGAACUUACUAACUAACAAAGCUUCAUGGAACCAAGUUCUUUCCAAUAUUACAUUGACAGAUACUGACAGCAUUAGAAAAACCAACUUCUUGGCUCAUAUACCGUAUUUUCUGUCUCUUAUAUGA